GUUUGGCCCCAACCAUGUCCUAGGGUACCCCUUUUGUCGCAUUCAGCGGGCGCGCUCGGGCUCGUGCCACUCUCGUCGCUUCUCGACGCCACCACAAGCUCUCGCCUUCCACCUCUCGCACGGUAGUCUCUCCCUCCGCUUCGCGACAUCUCUCUUUCUACGCCCAGGCCACGCGGAGCGUACGGUGGGAGCCCCUUGCUCCUCGUGACCCCGUCCGUCACCGCGCUGCCGUCUCUGAAACGGAAGGCUCUGCGAGGUAUCGCACCGCACCUCGCGCUCACGUCGCAUUCAGAUCCACUUUAGGAGCGUCCUUAGCGUGUCGCCGCCUGCUCUCAUCGCCGUCGUCGCUGACCGUUCACUCGCGCGGCAGCCAUGUGGCGGGUGGCGUGCCGCGAGGCGCGCAAGCAGGUCUCGUCGCUGUCCCGCGCGCACGGGCACGGCGCGCCCUUACCGGGCAGUCCCCACCCGCUGCACACCCUCGCGCACGCCGCACCCCCCGUCGCCGCCGCGCCCCAUCAUGCCGUUCCGUCGCUCCGCCCCGCCCUCCUCGCCGCUACCGCCGCUCGCGUUGGCGCAUGCCGCCACGCGUCGCCCCUCGCUCUCGCGCUCGCCUCCCCCUCGCUCUCCGCACUCCGCUCCGCGCUUCCCCGCUCCUCCGCCCACCUCUCCUCCGCCACCCUCUCCGUCGCCGCCUCUCUGCCCGCCGCCGCCCGCGCAAGCCUCGCCGUUCCCGCGGCGGUCACGGCGGUGGGCGCGCGCGGAUGGAAGCACUACGCGCGGUGCUACUACGAGCUAAGCAAGACGCGGCUCAGCCUGCUGGUGGUGGCGACGGCAGCGGCGGGCUUCGUGAUGGGCAGCGGCGACCACGUUGACUGGGCAGGGCUCGGAUGGACCUCGCUGGGAACUUUCCUCGCAGCUGCGUCCGCCAACACGUGGAACCAGGUGUACGAGGUGGCGAACGACGCGCUGAUGAAGCGCACGCGGGGCAGGCCGCUGCCGGCAGGCAGGAUGAGCCGGCAGCACGCCAUCGCUUGGGGCGUGCUGACUGGCGCCAGCGGCAUGGCCAUCCUCGCCACCCAGGCCAACAGCCUGACGGCGGGGCUGGGCGCGGCAAACAUAGUGCUGUAUGCGGGGGUGUACACGCCGCUCAAGCAGCUGCACCUCGCCAACACAUGGGUCGGCGCGCUCGUGGGCGCCAUCCCGCCGCUCAUGGGGUGGGCGGCGGCGAGCGGCGGGUUGGACACGGGAGCAGCGGUGCUGGCGGGGGCGCUGUACUUCUGGCAGAUGCCGCACUUCCUCGCACUCUCAUGGCUCUGCCGCGCCGACUAUGCUGCAGGGGGCUACCGCAUGCUGUCUCUGGCGGAUCCCUCUGGGCGGCGCACGGCGGCAGCGGCACUGCGCAACUGCGGCUACCUGCUGCCGCUGGGGCUGGCUGCCGUCGCGCUUGGCUGCACCACCAUGCCGUUCCUGUGGGAGAACGUGCUUCUAACGGGGGCCUACACCGCGGCCGCGCUGCCCUUCUACCGCGACCCGUCCUCCGCGUCGGCGCGCCGCCUCUUUCGCGCCAGCCUGCUGUACCUACCGGCCGUCAUGGCCGCCAUGCUGCUGCACCGCCUCCCGCAACCCGCGCACCACGCACACCACGCCCAUGCCCCCACACUCACCCAUGCGCCACUCCCUGCGCACGCCACUGCAGCUGUGGGAGGUGCAGGUGAGGGAGGUGUAGGGGGGCCAGCACAAAGAGGGCAGGGGGCACAAGAGGUGGUGGGGGGGAGGAGGGGUUGGGAGGAGGCCGAGGUGCGAGAAGAGGGUGAAGGCAGGAGGAGGGCGAGUUUGCCCCCUGUGGCGUAUUACUCAGCUGCUCCCUUCCCGUUUCUGCCGGUGCCGCACUACGCAUGACACUGCAUGCACGCUGGGAAGGAAGGCGCGUGUCACGCGCACACUGACCUCUGUCACGCGCGCACUGACCUCGCGUGGCGCAAGUAGUGCGGUUGACCGCUUAACGCCUCAUCUCCCCGCCCAGAUUCUCGCCUCUAAGCGAAUCCCACAGUGUUCUGCAAGUCGCGCAACCUUAGCAAGCAGCCGUGAUGGACACGAAGGAAGCGCUGCGCUGCACCUUGAUUGCAAUCAACAUAAGAGCCCUAAUUGCCUGAAUAUCUGUUAGUCAGCUCCGAGACUGAGCCAAUAAAUGUGUCAUACGUAUGUUUUGCACCACCUUGAUAUGCAAUUUGUCCAAAUGCCCUGUAGCUUGUGAGUC
Molecule: messenger RNA, 2257 nt
Organism: Closterium sp. NIES-67
Lineage: Eukaryota; Viridiplantae; Streptophyta; Zygnematophyceae; Desmidiales; Closteriaceae
Source: the annotation of a GenBank genome assembly